AUUGAAAAAAGGACUGACUUAUAAUAUUUUCUAGUUUACAAGAUCAAUGCCAGGAUUAUCUACUCAUCCAGAGCUUCUAACAAGAUUAUUCUACAAUUCUGUAUUCCUCGUAUGUUAAACUUAAGGAAUAUUUGUCUAGUAGGAGUAGAGUUUGACCGUUUCUUUACAAAUCCGGGCAUGACACAUUACAAGAUCUUCAGCAGCUGAUUCCAACAAACUUUAAUCCAUUCGCUGUCCCUCCUCACUAUUAAUGUAACGAUGGCAUCAACAGGGACUGUCACCUCCACCGAUCCAAGUGCAUCUGAUUCUGAUGCUGCAACAUCUGGCAGUGAUGUCUCGGACAGCAAUGCCAAUAAAAGUGGCCAAUCUGAUGAUGAUUCAGUUGAUUCAGUUACAGAUGAGGAGGAGGAAGAAGAUGAGGAAGAGGAUGUUGAUAAUGAUUCUCAUCUGAUUUGGUCCGGUCCAGGAAGGAAAUUACCAAUUGUAUCUUUUAAAGCUGAAGCCCUGUUUACUAAAGUCAAAGGUCUCUAUCACAUGGGAGAAAAGCACCACUUAGCGUACAAAAUGGUGAAGACAGAAUGCAGGCUUAUACGACAGAUUUUAGCGAAACAUGGCUUCCAUGAAGCUCACCCUAAUAGUUCUGAUUUCAAUUUAAUGUGGACUGGAUCCCAUGUUAAACCUUUUACAUUACGAAGUCUCACAGAAUUUCAGAAAGUCAAUCACUUUCCAAGGUCUUAUGAACUUACAAGAAAAGACAGGUUAUACAAAAAUAUACAAAGAAUGCAACAUUCCAAGGGUGUGAAGCAAUUUGACUUCAUUCCACAAAGUUUUAUCUCACCAAGCGAAUUUGAUGAUUUUAAUGGUGCACAUUUAAAAGAAAAAGGGACCUGGAUAGUAAAACCUAUUGCAUCAUCAAGAGGCAGAGGAAUUUUUCUUAUAAACCAUCCACAACAAUUACCGCUAGAUGAAACACUAUUGGUUGCUAGAUAUAUUGCCAGUCCUUUAACUAUAGAUGGUUUCAAAUUUGAUCUUCGUAUUUAUGUAGCAGUUACUUCAUAUGACCCUGUCAGGAUUUACAUUUAUGAAGAGGGCUUAACCAGGUUUGCUACUGUGCAGUAUGAUAAAAGUGCCAAGAGUAUCCGCAAUACUUGUAUGCACUUGACGAAUUAUAGUAUCAAUAAAAAAAGUAACGAUUUUGUUAGGUGUGAUGAUCCGUCCAUAGAAGACUAUGGCAAUAAAUGGAGUUUAGGUGCAGUAAUUAGAUAUCUUAAGAAACAAGGAAGGGAUGUCACAAAUUUGGUUUCUAAAAUGGAAGACUUGGUUAUCAAGACAAUAUUGGCUGGUGAACUUCCAAUAGCCACAGCAUGUAAAAUGUUCAUGCCCAAUAGAGGAAACUGCUUUGAACUAUAUGGUUUUGAUAUUUUGGUGGAUGACAAUCUAAAGCCUUGGUUAUUGGAAGUGAAUCUUUCUCCAUCAUUAGCAUGUGAUGCACCUUUAGAUAUGAAGAUUAAAGCCAAUAUGAUUGCUGAUCUUUUCACACUAACAGGUUUCAUUGCACAUGAUCCAAUGGUGAGAAAAACACAACAAAGUAAAAGAAACCAAGAACUAGCAGCUUCAAGUGCACUCAGGCAACAGAAACAGCGUCCACAAUCAGCCGGAACUGUCAACCCCAAGAAUUUUACAGCUGUUGGGGCUCGUCCAAAUUCAAGCUCAGGCCGUCCUGGAAAUGACAAUCGGUUAAAUGCAGAGGAACUUCGAAUCAUUCGAGAAACUAAAGAGGAAAAUCAGAGGAGAGGGGGUUGGAUUCGAAUAUUUCCUUCUCCGGAAAGCUGGGAAAAAUAUGGUAAUUUUUUAGAAAGUCGGACAACGCACAAUGAAAUGUUACACAGAAAGCUGUAUCCUGAUAGUGUUGCAGUUAAAGAACAUCAACGACCUGACAUGCAUCGGUCGCCGACCCAAUUGAGGCUAGCUUUCAUACAGGAUCAAAUGACAAUGGUCAAGAAAGAACAUAUGGUACAGUUUCAAAGAAAGUUGUCUACGAUUGAUAAUAGAGCAGAUAGGAAAAAACUUAGAAACUCAGUUUCAAAGCCACCAAGACCUGCAUCAAGUAAUAAACCUGUGACAACUACUGUUAAAGAUAAGCCGCAAGAAAAGAAAGAAAGUACAACCCGAAAUAAACGAGAAACUUUAGCUCAGGGAGAGUUGAAAGUAGAAGAAAAAACAAAAAAAACAAGCACAUCAUCGAUGCAACAAGCAGAAACUAAACCCAAAACGACAUCCACAGGAACAACUAAGGCAGAGAAGGAGAAUGUGACUGAGGUGAAUGGGAAGGCAGCAACGGACACUGACAAUGCUGACAAACCUGCCUCUGAGUCUAAUAAUAACAGAGAGGUGUUGAAAGAGAAACCUCCAGUACCACCUAAGCCAAGGAUAAAUGUUAAAGAAAUUAUUGACAAUGGGGGAGAACUCAGUAAACUACAGGCUAGAGAAGCAUUUGCUGCAUACCUAAUAAGGGUACAAAGAAGAUUGAAUGAAGAAGUGUACACUGGUAAAAUAGAAAGCGAGUCUGACUCAUUGCCACAGGAUUUGGUUUUGAGAUUUCUCAAGAGAGCUGCAGGCAAUCUGCAACAACCGUUCAAAGUAAUAGUUCCAAGUAGAAAACUUCCUAUCAAUGACAGGAGAAGGAUAUUAGCUAAGCAGCUAGGAGACUUUGUACAUAUAUAUGGCAAGGAAACUGAACAAUUACAGCAGAGGAAGAGAAUAGACAGAAAAUAUGUUAGCAAAGAUGCAGAUCACCUAGAUAGUUUUGAUGAAGAUAAAUUCAAAUCAUUUAUAAAUGUUGCAAGUGAAAGUGAAUUGGAAGAAGUGUUGACAGUCUACACUAAAAUGAAUAAAUCAGCCAGUAUAUUCCUUGGAACAAAUUCCAAAUCUACGAGUGACUUGAAAGGCCACUCUUCCAGCAUUGCUCAGGGUCCCAGCCAAUCACUACUACAAAGAAGAAGCAGUACAAGUGAACUACAUAAAGUUGGAAUUGCAGAGAAAGAGAAAGCAGAGGCAGUGUCAGGUGAUAUGACCAGAUACAAAGCACCGCAAAUGCGACCCAAAUCAGCCAUCAUUACCCGAGAACGAUUCGUAGACAGCACCACAGGUGAAAACAGCACCCAGGCUGGUAAAGCCAAGAUCAUCGCACCUCCACCGGGUGAUAACAACUAUCUUCCUGCCUCCAGUGCUGCUUAUGCUAGUGUGGCUAGUAUCUACAGUGCCAAAUUGGCAACAGUAUCACGAUCCCGACCCUCCUCUGCAAAAUCCACUCAGUCUAACUCAGGGAUCAGCCUUAAAAGCUUCAGUCGACCCAGCUCUGCGAUUACUGUGUACCGAGAUAAUACUGGUGGAGAAAUAGCGACGAGACACUUUUCUGAAGACAGUGAACAAGCCAUUCAAGACGCUUUACAGAGGUUGGCCAGGCGGCAGGCGGCUCGUCAGUAUUCCUCAUCCAGCAUGCAAAACCAGAAUUUACUAACUCAUGUUUAUCUUGGACAGUACUCUGGCAGUACUGGUAGCUUAGACAAUCCCACCUGCCCCGGCAGUCUGUCAGCAUCUCGUGGUUCAGCAAAUGCAGGGCAAAGGUCACGGAUGCACAGUUGGGAAGGGAUGAAGAGCCAUAGUACUACCAGUGUCACAGGAACAUAUCCAACCACAGCUCAGAACUAUGUCAACCGACAGGUGAUGUCCCAGGAACAGAUAUCACAGACCCAAUCACAGCUACAUGACUUGGCUAAAAUGAGUCAAGAGCGGAUGAAACAACAGCAGUCACAACCACAUUCUGAGAUUGCACAGGCACAUAACAACAUGUCUCAGCAGUUAUCACCACAGCAGUUGUUGACACCUAAGCCACCUAUUCAGAUGUCAUCUGGGAGUAGAAAACCAGUCAGUAUUCAAAGACUUGCAAGGACAACUCAAUUUGACAAUGGAUAUCCCAACGAUAGAGAUUUAUACACCAGUUUGAGGUACAACACAUCACUUGGGUUAUCAUCCAAAACAGUUCACAAUUCUGGUUAUUCUAGCACAGGUCAGUAUCUUACAAGAUUGGCUUCUCAGUGGAAAGGAGGUUCCCAACAAGGCACCAUAACCAAACACUGACCAUGACUGAUAAUAUUGGACAAGAUAAAGUGCAACAAUUCCACUGUGAUAAAAAAAAACUUGCAUUUACAGCUUUGAUAUAUUACUUUGACCAUCAAUAAUCCAGAAUGUGAGCAUUAUAGCAUUUGCUCUUUUAUUAGCACUGACAAUGAAUGCAAUUUUGUUAUUUAUAUGUGCUUUUAGUAGAGUAGAGUAAGUAGCUGGAUUAUUAGAUUGUAGUAUUGCAUGUCAAUAUACUUUGGUAUGUUUUUAGUUUGUGCUGUGUCAGAUUGUCUUUUAAACUGCAGUAUCUUCCUUGUCUGUGCAUGUGAUCCACUAUAAUACGUUAGCAUUAUAGUGGAUGUCUGAUUUGGCUUUUUCUCUACUCAAAAUAAAUACAUCCACAAUAUUGUUUAAUUCUUGAAGACCUAUAUUAUCACAAACCACCGCCCACUAAAACCGAAUAUGUGCCUUCUUUAUCAUAAUCUUACUUGUGAACUGUUUGUUGUUCUACUCUUGUUGUAGUUUUGCUGUUAUUCAGUAUAUCUAUGAUUUCUCUGUUCUCUGUGUCAACUGUGUUAAAAUUCACUCUUCCGUUUUGAGUUUGAACAUUAUAUUCAGUUAGCAUACAUACAUAUUUUUUAUUCAGUUAUUUUGUACAUACGAUAUGCUCAGAUAAUUCCCUUUUGUAAAUAUAUUUGGGCUAUGUGUAAUUUUAAAGGGCUUUAGAUAUUUUAUCAGUGGAUAUCAUUUUUUUAUUAUUAUUCCAUAUGAUUAUUUUAAUGCUUUUUAUUUUUUAAUGACAUAUGACAGAUUGUUUAUAACUAUCCUCUGUGUUGUGUUCAGAAUCUGCAGUUAUGCCUAGACGUGUAGCCGAAUGGUUCAUAAAUAUCUUGCCAAAGACAAUGCAAUGAAAACAAUAAAAACAUUUUUAGGCCAAUAAAAAAAAUACAUUUGUUUCUUGUCCUGUGACAUUCAAAGAAAUGGUGCAGUGCUUUGACAAAACAAAAAACAAAGAGGUCUUAAGGUACCUCAAUGCACCUCAAUGUCUGAUGACCAGAAUAAAAUCUAUUUUUUUGGGCUAUGUAAAUAUACCUGUAACUAUAUCAGUGCAUGUUUUCAAAGAACAGCAGACUCCCCUACCUAUCUAUUGUGUACUUAUUUUAAAUCAUGUUGAAUGGAAAAAGAUUAUUUGUUUUCUGUAUAAAUUGAAAUGAAGUGAUUUUUUUCUUUUUUUUAAACAGACAAUAAAUCACGCAC
Molecule: messenger RNA, 5379 nt
Organism: Saccoglossus kowalevskii
Lineage: Eukaryota; Metazoa; Hemichordata; Enteropneusta; Harrimaniidae
Product: tubulin polyglutamylase TTLL5-like
Biological process (GO): protein polyglutamylation; microtubule cytoskeleton organization
Cellular component (GO): ciliary basal body
Molecular function (GO): tubulin-glutamic acid ligase activity; tubulin binding
Source: RefSeq, a predicted model, not a curated record